GCCCGCGACACUCAUCCAUCACCCCCACCCCAAGCGUGCAGCUCGAGCUCCCGCAGGCCGACGCGAGUAGAGGGUCGCCGGGCCAGGACCCAGAGGGCCGCUCGGUGGGGGGAAACUGAGGCCAGAAGAGGGCGGAGAGCGCAGCGGACCCCCGCGGGCUGGGAGCGUCCAUGCAGUCGUGUGCCAAGGCAUGGGGUCUGCGCCUGGGCCGCGGCGUCGGGGGCGGCCGCCGCCUGGCUCGGGGCGCGGGCUCGAGUUGGGCUCCACCGUGCCGGGACCGCAGCAGCGGCGGCGGCGGCGGCGGCGGGGACAGCGACACGGCCGGGGCCUCGCGCCUUCUCGAGCGCCUCCUGCCCCGCCACGACGACUUCGCUCAGAGACACAUCGGACCCCGGGACAAAGACCAGAAGGAGAUGCUACAGGCCCUGGGGCUGGCGAGCAUGGAUGAACUCGUCGAGAAGACAGUCCCCGCCAGCAUCCGCUUGAAGAGACCUUUGAAAAUGGAAGACCCUGUUUGUGAAAAUGAAAUCCUUGCAACUCUCCAUGCUAUUUCAAGCCAAAACCAGAUCUGGAGAUCGUAUAUCGGCAUGGGCUAUUAUAACUGCUCAGUGCCACAAACCAUUUUGCGGAACUUGCUGGAGAAUUCAGGAUGGAUCACCCAGUAUACUCCUUACCAGCCAGAGGUGUCUCAAGGGAGGUUGGAGAGCUUACUUAACUACCAGACCAUGGUGUGUGACAUCACAGGCCUGGACAUGGCCAACGCAUCCCUGCUGGAUGAGGCCACUGCAGCUGCAGAGGCCAUGCAGCUGUGCCACAGACACAACAAGAGGAAGAAGUUUUUUGUUGACCCUCGUUGCCACCCACAGACAAUAGCUGUUGUCCAGACUCGAGCCAAAUAUAGGGGAGUCCUUGUUGAGCUGAAGUUACCCCAUGAAAUGGACUUCAGUGGAAAAGACGUGAGUGGAGUGUUAUUCCAGUACCCCGACACUGAGGGGAAGGUGGAAGACUUCACAGAGCUCGUGGAAAGAGCGCACGAGGCUGGGAGCCUGACCUGCUGUGCUACUGACCUUUUGGCUCUGUGUAUCUUGAAGCCCCCUGGAGAGUUUGGGGUGGACAUUGCCCUGGGUAGCUCACAGCGGUUUGGAGUGCCACUGGGCUAUGGGGGACCACAUGCAGCCUUUUUUGCUGUCAGAGAAAACUUGGUGAGGAUGAUACCUGGAAGGAUGGUGGGGGUCACCAGAGAUGCCACUGGGAAAGAAGUAUAUCGACUUGCUCUUCAAACCAGGGAGCAACACAUCCGAAGGGACAAAGCCACCAGCAACAUCUGUACAGCCCAGGCCCUCCUGGCAAAUAUGGCUGCCAUGUUUGCCAUCUACCAUGGAUCCCACGGGUUGGAGCAUAUUGCUAGAAGGGUACACAAUGCCACUUUGAUUUUGUCUGAAGGUCUCAGGCGAGCAGGGCAUCAACUCCAGCAUGACUUAUUUUUUGACACCCUGAAGGUUCAGUGCGGCUGCUCAGUGAAAGAAGUUUUGGCCAGGGCUGCUCAGCGGCAAAUCAAUUUUCGGUUAUUUGAAGAUGGCACACUUGGUAUUUCCUUGGAUGAAACAGUCAAUGAAAAAGAUCUAGAUGAUUUGUUGUGGAUCUUCGGUUGUGAGUCAUCCGCAGAAUUGGUGGCUGAAAGCAUGGGAGAAGAGAGAAGAGGUAUUCUGGGGUCUACAUUCAAGAGAACCAGCCAGUUUCUCACACAUCAGGUGUUCAACAGCUAUCAUUCAGAAACAAAUAUUGUCCGCUACAUGAAGAAACUAGAAAACAAAGACAUUUCCCUUGUUCACAGCAUGAUUCCACUGGGAUCCUGCACCAUGAAGCUCAACAGCGCCUCUGAACUGACACCCAUCACGUGGAAAGAAUUCGCAAACAUCCACCCCUUUGUGCCUCUGGACCAAGCCCAGGGAUACCAACAGCUUUUUCGAGAGCUUGAGAAAGAUUUAUGUGAACUCACAGGUUAUGACCGGAUCUCUUUCCAGCCUAACAGCGGAGCCCAGGGAGAAUAUGCUGGACUGGCCACUAUCCGAGCCUACUUAGACCAGAAAGGAGAGAGGCAGAGAACGGUUUGCCUCAUUCCGAAAUCAGCACAUGGAACCAAUCCUGCUAGUGCUCACAUGGCAGGCAUGAAGAUUCAGCCUGUGGAGGUGGAUAAAUAUGGGAAUAUUGAUACGGCUCACCUCAGUGCCAUGGUGGAUAAACACAAGGAGAACCUGGCAGCCAUCAUGAUCACAUACCCAUCCACCAAUGGAGUGUUUGAAGAGAACAUCGGAGAUGUGUGCUCCCUUAUCCACCAACACGGAGGACAGGUUUACCUUGAUGGGGCAAAUAUGAAUGCUCAGGUGGGACUCUGUCGUCCUGGAGACUUUGGGUCUGAUGUCUCGCACUUAAAUCUUCACAAGACCUUCUGUAUCCCCCACGGAGGAGGUGGUCCUGGCAUGGGUCCCAUUGGAGUGAAGAAGCAUCUUGCUCCCUUUCUGCCCAGUCACCCCAUUGUUUCAAUGAAGUCAGAUGAGACUACGUGGCCUGUUGGGACCAUUAGUGCAGCCCCAUGGGGCUCCAGUUCCAUCUUGCCCAUUUCAUGGGCCUACAUUAAGAUGAUGGGAGGCAAGGGCCUUAAACAGGCCACGGAAAUGGCUAUAUUAAAUGCCAACUACAUGGCCAAGCGAUUAGAAAAACACUAUAGAGUCCUUUUUAGGGGUGCAAGAGGUUAUGUGGCUCAUGAGUUUAUUUUGGACUUAAGGCCCUUCAAAAAGUCUGCAAAUAUUGAGGCAGUGGAUGUAGCCAAGAGACUCCAGGAUUACGGGUUUCAUGCUCCCACAAUGUCCUGGCCUGUGGCAGGGACUCUUAUGAUUGAGCCCACUGAGUCAGAGGACAAGGCAGAACUGGACAGAUUCUGUGAUGCCAUGAUCAACAUUCGGCAGGAAAUUGCUGACGUCGAGGAGGGCCGCAUUGACCCUAGGGUCAAUCCGCUGAAGAUGUCUCCACACUCCUUGACCUGCGUCACAUCCUCCCACUGGGACCGGCCAUAUUCCAGAGAGGUGGCAGCAUUCCCACUUCCCUUUGUGAAACCAGAGAACAAAUUCUGGCCCACCAUUGCUCGGAUUGAUGACAUAUAUGGAGAUCAGCACCUGGUUUGUACCUGCCCACCCAUGGAAGUUUAUGAAUCCCCAUUUUCUGAACAAAAAAGGGCUUCUUCUUAGACCUCCCUCCCCCUGCCCCUCUCGCUAAGUUCAGAGACUGAUUUGAUGCCAUCCACUGGAACAUUUGCUAUAAGCAAGAAAUACUUUGUCUCCCAAGCCUCAGUAGGGGUUUAUAUACUGUAUAUUUUUGUAAUCUCUGGUGAGGUAAAUGUAAAUAAAGGUAGCCUUAGUGCGUGGCAGCAAAUUGAUUGUCUUCCAUACUUUGCUUCCACAUGUACCAGGUGAUAUUCUAGUUGCCUUGAUUGGGAACCAUUUCAUUUUUUUGUGUAGGAAAGUAUGGAUGUGCUAGCAAUUUUAACUUUCAAAUGUGAGAAGUUUGCAAAUGUUAGCCUUACUAGAGAUUCAAUAGACAUCUUUUUGUUCCAAAUAAGUCCUUGUGGACUGGGCCAUCUGCAGGAAUUCCCAGGGCAAAUGUUUACAUUUUGUACACAUUGAGGGAACUCUCAUUCCUGACUAAUUUGCCUAAUCUGUAAUAGCAUUUUGGAGUAUUUUCCUCUUUCUUUGUGGGUGGUUUUUUUUUUUGUUUUUUGUUUUUUAUCUGCAUGUAUUAGUAUU
Messenger RNA from Dipodomys spectabilis (banner-tailed kangaroo rat), 3800 nucleotides. RefSeq names its product glycine decarboxylase (gene Gldc). Lineage: Eukaryota; Metazoa; Chordata; Mammalia; Rodentia; Heteromyidae. The transcript is spliced from 25 exons. Gene Ontology annotation, biological process: glycine decarboxylation via glycine cleavage system. Bases 171 to 3245 code for a protein of 1024 amino acids. Gene Ontology annotation, cellular component: glycine cleavage complex; mitochondrion. The record is from RefSeq and is a predicted model, not a curated record. Gene Ontology annotation, molecular function: glycine binding; pyridoxal phosphate binding; glycine dehydrogenase (decarboxylating) activity.